AGGCGUGCCUCCAGGGCAAGGAAGGCAGGCUGCGAAGUGUUUAGAAGGAAGAAGAGGCCUCUUUACUAAGAGGAAAUUAAAGCAUAGUUAUUUAGGGAAAGAGGGAGGAGACUGCGGCGGCAGCAGCGGCUGGUGGGAGCCCGAUGUGGCAGAGGGGCCACCGCCACCGACAGGGAGGUGGAGGGCCCGCGAGCCCAGCGCAGGAGACACCGCUGCUGCCGUCCUCUCCGCCUGCCCCGCCGCCCUCCUAGACACGCUCCUCGCCUACGGAUCCUCCCCUCCCAGCUCUUGCAAGCACCCGGCUCGCCGCCUGCUGAUCCUCUUUGGCCACUGGCUCACCGCAGAGGCAGCAACAAGGUGUCCGAUUUGGGCACGUGAGGCCCGCGAUCUGGGGCGGUGGACGCCAGGCAGGGCAAGGCCAUUGGCAUGAAGACCCCCAACGCACAGGAGGCCGAAGGGCAACAACCCAGGGCAGCUGCGGGACGGACCACUGGGUCCGCAAACAUGACGAAGAAAAAAGCCUCCCAAAAGAAGCAGAGGGGCAGACCUUCGUCCCAGCCCCGCAGGAACAUCGUGGGCUGCAGAAUUUCACACGGAUGGAAGGAAGGCGAUGAGCCCAUCACCCAGUGGAAAGGAACCGUUCUGGAUCAGGUGCCUAUAAAUCCCUCUCUUUAUCUGGUGAAAUAUGAUGGAAUUGACUGUGUCUAUGGACUGGAACUUCACAGAGAUGAAAGAGUUUUGUCUCUUAAAAUUCUUUCCGACAGGGUGGCAUCAUCUCAGGUCAGUGAUGCAAACCUUGCAAAUACCAUAAUUGGUAAAGCUGUGGAACAUAUGUUUGAGGGUGAACAUGGUUCUAAGGAUGAAUGGAGGGGGAUGGUCUUAGCCCAAGCACCUAUCAUGAAAGCCUGGUUUUAUAUUACCUAUGAGAAAGAUCCUGUCUUGUACAUGUACCAGCUUCUAGACGAUUAUAAAGAAGGAGACCUCCGUAUCAUGCCAGAGUCCAGUGAGUCUCCUCCAGCAGAGAGGGAGCCAGGAGGAGUUGUAGAUGGCCUGAUAGGUAAACAUGUGGAGUAUACCAAAGAAGAUGGCUCCAAACGGAUCGGCAUGGUCAUUCACCAAGUGGAAGCCAAACCCUCCGUGUAUUUCAUCAAGUUUGAUGAUGAUUUCCAUAUCUAUGUCUAUGAUUUGGUGAAAAAGUCCUAACUGUUUGGGUAAACCUUGCCACAUUUGUGGAAACAAAUGUAUACUUUGUAGACAUGCAAAAUAAUGUUGCUUUUCAGUGUACUGAAAGCUUAAGGGUCCCUGUUAAUUCAGCAUCUUUGCCAGCCUAACUGUUGUUUUGUUCUGAAAAAUACAAGUGUAUGUGGACAUGA
Equus caballus (horse) is the source of this 1373-nucleotide messenger RNA. Its product is annotated as spindlin-2. The record is from RefSeq and is a predicted model, not a curated record. Lineage: Eukaryota; Metazoa; Chordata; Mammalia; Perissodactyla; Equidae. Gene Ontology annotation, biological process: regulation of DNA-templated transcription; gamete generation. Gene Ontology annotation, cellular component: cytosol; nucleoplasm.